This is a messenger RNA of Drosophila guanche, 980 nucleotides long. It is a transcript of the gene KdelR, whose product is annotated as ER lumen protein-retaining receptor. Gene Ontology annotation, biological process: endoplasmic reticulum to Golgi vesicle-mediated transport; protein retention in ER lumen. Bases 229 to 867 code for a protein of 212 amino acids. Gene Ontology annotation, cellular component: cis-Golgi network; endoplasmic reticulum; membrane. The record is from RefSeq and is a predicted model, not a curated record. Gene Ontology annotation, molecular function: ER lumen protein retrieval receptor activity. The transcript is spliced from 2 exons. NCBI's taxonomy places the organism in Eukaryota, Metazoa, Arthropoda, Insecta, Diptera, Drosophilidae.
UAAUACGGCCACGUCAUUUGGUCUCUCUCCGUUAUUCUCUUUUAUGCCAACAUUCUACUCAGAAGUUUGGGGAGGAAACGCCGAUGCCCUAAGUUUUAACUCGUUGGCAAUUUACGUGAAAAACAUAAUCUUGGUGUCCAUUCUCAACAUUUAUUUAAGGGUGCUCUCAGUAAUACCCAAGAACAAGGAAAAAUCGACAGAAGUUUAUAAAUUGACGCAUUAUUUAGGAUGAAUAUUUUUCGGUUUGCUGGAGAUCUAUCUCAUGUCUUUGCCAUAAUAAUACUUCUGCUAAAAAUAUGGAAAACUCGAUCAUGUGCCGGGAUAUCUGGAAAAUCGCAAAUAUUGUUCGCUGUAGUUUAUUUAACUCGCUACCUCGAUCUCUUCACCACAUAUGUAAGCCUCUAUAACUCGGUUAUGAAGGUGCUGUUUUUGGCCACUUCUGGUGCAACGGUAUAUUUAAUGUACGUCAAGUUUAAGGCAACUUAUGAUCACAACCAUGAUUCGUUCCGUAUCGAGUUCCUUCUCAUACCAUGCGCCUUGCUUUCCUUCGUCAUUAAUCACGAAUUCACAGUGAUGGAAGUGCUUUGGACAUUUUCAAUUUAUUUGGAAUCUGUUGCCAUUUUACCACAGCUCUUUUUGGUAAGCAAAACUGGAGAAGCAGAAUCAAUAACGAGCCAUUACCUAUUUGCUCUUGGAUCAUACCGUGCGCUAUAUUUGCUAAAUUGGGUCUAUCGCUACAUGGUAGAAUCGCAUUACGACCUUAUUGCGAUCUUCGCUGGAAUCGUGCAGACCAUUCUAUACUGCGAUUUCUUUUACUUAUACAUUACCAAAGUUCUUAAAGGCAAGAAACUCCAACUUCCAGCAUAAUUAAAACCAUUGUUAAUUUUAAUACAUCGACACAUCAAAGGCAUUAAUAAGAAGCUGUAUGGAUUUCCAUCAAAGACGGAUACUAAAACGAAUAAAGAAUGGACCGUUUUACA